AUGUCCUUCUUCUCCCACAACGCCUUUUCUAGCAAACCGGCUGCCUCUCCGGGCGUCCGGGGGUUUGUCGGGUGUCUCUGGCCGGGGCUUAGGGCGGGCUUGUCGCAGGACUCGGGCAGACAUGGCUCUCCCACCGGUCUGAGUGGCUAA
Molecule: messenger RNA, 150 nt
Organism: Colletotrichum graminicola M1.001
Lineage: Eukaryota; Fungi; Ascomycota; Sordariomycetes; Glomerellales; Glomerellaceae
Exons: 2
Coding region: 1-150 (49 amino acids)
Source: RefSeq, a predicted model, not a curated record